AUAGGCGACAAGUAGUUCUCAAGUAUAAAACGCAAAGAUUUUUUAGUCGUAAACAAGCGUUCGAUAAUGAAAACAUGAGCGAACUAAAGUAUCUUAGCGGUUUCGGCUCCGAAUUCUCAUCAGAGGACCCGAGGUGUCCUAACUCGCUGCCCGUGGGCCAAAAUAGCCCCCAAAAAUGCCCGUACGGACUCUACGCGGAGCAACUGUCCGGUAGCGCAUUCACAGCUCCUCGAAACGACAACAAACGUACCUGGUUCUACAGAAUUAGGCCGUCGGUGGGUCACGAGCCGUUUUGUAAAUUUCCGGCAGGGAAUAUAACGCACGAUUGGUCCGAGGAGGAGCCCGACCCGAAUCAGAUGCGAUGGAAUCCCUUCGAUUUGCCCGAUCGUUCGAUCGACUUUGUUGAAGGGCUUAACACCAUUUGCGGGGCGGGCGAUCCAAAGACGAAACUUGGACUGGCCGUUCACGUGUACGCCUGCAACGUCCCGAUGAAGAAUCGGGCUUUUUACAACGCGGACGGGGAUUUUUUAAUAGUACCCCAAGCUGGCAUCCUUGUUGUAACUACCGAGUUCGGUAAGAUUAAGGUGGCCCCGAACGAAAUAUGCGUCGUCCAACAAGGAAUGAGGUUUUCCGUGGAUGUCGAGCGACCAUCCAGAGGUUACGUCCUGGAAGUGUUCGGCCGACAUUUUACCCUACCCGAUUUGGGCCCCAUCGGUGCUAACGGGUUGGCUAACCCGCGGGAUUUUUUGACGCCCGUCGCGUGUUACGAAGUGAAGAACGUUCGCUACGAAAUUAUCGGCAAAUAUCACGGUAAAUUGUUCUCCUGCGUACAAGAUCACAGCCCUUUCGACGUCGUCGCGUGGCAUGGGAACUACGUGCCGUUCAAGUACGAUUUGAGCAAGUUCAUGGUCAUAAAUUCGGUUUCGUUUGAUCAUUGCGAUCCCUCCAUAUUCACUGUAUUAACCUGUCAGUCGGAGAAAAUCGGUACGGCUGUGGCCGAUUUCGUCAUAUUUCCACCUAGGUGGUCUGUGCAAGAGCACACCUUCAGACCUCCCUAUUACCACCGCAACUGCAUGUCGGAAUUCAUGGGCCUCAUAUGCGGAGAAUACGAGGCGAAAAAAGGGGCAUUUCUACCGGGCGGAGCAACUUUACACAGCAUCAUGACGCCCCACGGGCCAGACUUUAAUUGUUUCGAGAGCGCCGCGACAGAGGCGCUGAAGCCCUGCAGGGUAGCUGAUGGCACCCAAGCUUUUAUGUUCGAGAGUUGCCUGGGUCUGGCAGUUACGAAAUGGGGAGCGAAGACCUGCGAAAAAUUGGAUCCGGAUUACUACAAGUGCUGGCGGGGCCUUAAAAGUAACUUCACGGGACCGCACUAGAAGUGCCACUCAGGAUCGCAGUACGAACCCAGAUUUAGGCGUACGCAAACUGUCGAAGAAACAACAAAUUUCAUUAAAGUUCUGCAUUUGCA
Molecule: messenger RNA, 1468 nt
Organism: Cylas formicarius (sweet potato weevil)
Lineage: Eukaryota; Metazoa; Arthropoda; Insecta; Coleoptera; Brentidae
Product: homogentisate 1,2-dioxygenase
Exons: 5
Coding region: 75-1376 (433 amino acids)
Biological process (GO): L-phenylalanine catabolic process
Cellular component (GO): cytoplasm
Molecular function (GO): homogentisate 1,2-dioxygenase activity
Source: RefSeq, a predicted model, not a curated record